AUGUUCUAUACCACCUUUACUAUCCUGGUGUUACUCACCUUCUGGACCAACAAUGUCUAUGCAAACGUGGAAAAGACCAUUUUUCUUGCACCACCACCUACAACAAUACCCUCAGAAGCAUCUGAUCUAGAUGAUCUAGGUCUAGAACGACUCUCACCGGAAAACCCGGUGGUGCGAACACAAUUGAAUGCAUCAUUCCCAACGCCCGGUGCCCCAGAUGGAACCGAGUCAUGGUUCUUUCUCGAGAACCUGAAUCCAGGCCAGCGGUAUGAGGUUCGAAUUUGCUGGUUAGCAACGCAACCAACAUCUUUCACUCUUACAACACACUCCUUGUCAACAACAAUCGAGGAUUCAUCCCUACUCUCCUCUCUAAGCAUAUUUUCAACAGCACGAAUCACAACACAAGAUCCUCGUUUUCAAGCGAAUACUAUUCCACGCCAUGCAUCAGUCUCCAGCAAAGACAUACUGUUAGAUUCAGACCCUACGACGGACUCGGUGUUAUUCUUGCGGGUCAGCGCAGCAGCGGAUUAUUUCAGUCACCAUGAGUCCUUGAUGAAAGAUGUUCCGCCUGUGACGGCUGACCUGAUUCUGGAUCCGUUUUUGUGGAAUGUCUUCCCCCGGUCGCUUGUUCCGACGGCGGGAUGGAUUGCUGUGGUUUCUGUUAUUGCCAUUUUUGUUGGGAAGUGGGUUGCUGGAGAGAUUGGGAAGGUUAUUGAGGAGGGAAAGAGAGCCAGAGAGGUUGAAGAUAAGAAGGGAAAGUAG
Penicillium malachiteum is the source of this 762-nucleotide messenger RNA. RefSeq lists its product as uncharacterized. Gene Ontology annotation, cellular component: mannosyltransferase complex; endoplasmic reticulum membrane. Lineage: Eukaryota; Fungi; Ascomycota; Eurotiomycetes; Eurotiales; Aspergillaceae. Gene Ontology annotation, molecular function: mannosyltransferase activity. Gene Ontology annotation, biological process: GPI anchor biosynthetic process. The transcript has 2 exons. The record is from RefSeq and is a predicted model, not a curated record. The coding region runs from base 1 to 762 and encodes 253 amino acids.